Lachancea nothofagi CBS 11611 is the source of this 3882-nucleotide messenger RNA. The record is from the annotation of a GenBank genome assembly. NCBI's taxonomy places the organism in Eukaryota, Fungi, Ascomycota, Saccharomycetes, Saccharomycetales, Saccharomycetaceae.
AUGUUGCGCUACUCAAGAUCGUGUUGCCGAUUUCGUGGACUCAAAAAGCUUGGCGGCCAGCUGAGGCCACUUUCACAGACCGCUCUUUUAGGAAAACCAUCUGUGAACACUAGCAGCAUAAGAAGCGAGUCCGCAAAUGGGGACAUAGGCUUUCUGAAAUCGUCUGCAGUAUCUAUAACACCUACAUUUGGACCAUUUGAUAAUGCCCACGCCGCGGUUCAAGCUGGGCAAUCGAGAGACAUCAUGAACCUUUGGUCAUUACUUGAGGCCUGUCUGCAUUCCGGCUACAUGGACCGGGCAUUUUCCAUUCUCAAGUCGCUUUAUGGACUCAGGUCACAUCGAGCCUCGUUUAUUGACGACUACAACAAGUAUCUAAUGAAAUUCGCGGAGAAUUUGACCGACAUGAAGAUUAUCGACCGAAAGCUAUUUCAAGACUUGCAGAAUGUAUUUCCGGAAGCCGAAUAUAACGACAAGACCUUAGCAAUUUUGAUCCAUUAUGCGCUCAAACUUUCGCCGUCAAGAGAUGCAUCUAUGGAGCAUUGCCGAACCUAUUUGAAGAUGGCCCUGGGCGGUUACAGGGGAAUACUGAGCAACAUCGAUGUGCUAUCUGUGCAAAACUAUAGAUCGUUAGUGCAUGAUUUCAAACUCAUAGAAGUGCAUGAUUUACCAGCUGAGAUUCACAGUCUUAUGGAGGUCAACGGUGUGUCGCAUGAAAACGCCGAGUCAACAGAGCCCGCGGUGAAUGGGGGUAAUAUAUCAGUAAAGGCGAAGAAUGAGGAACAAGGAAUGACACUAGAUAAGGAAAUUAAGCCCUUAGUUAAAGACGCCUCGGAGCUCCUGGCAGUAGAUACCAUCGGUAUGAAAGUUGUACGACAUACCUUGUUGGGACUUUCUUUGACAGAUCAGCAGAGAGAACAAAUAAACUCGUUCAAUUUUGACACCGCUUCCAAUCUGCUAAACUUUGAAAAAGACAAGGAGAACAUUGAUUUCUUUGAAAUCUUUAGUCAAUUAAAAACCGAUGAAGAGAAAGAAGCUUUUACGAAAGCUUUAGAUGAAUUCAACCAAGAUCGGCAACAUCAGCUGGAAAACAGGGCUACGGACGCUGCAAAAGAGCGUUGGAGACAUGAUUUUGAAGAGGCUAAAGCAAGAGGAGAUUUGUCGAUUCAAAAGAAGCUAAACAUCAAGCUAUGGGAGUGGUUCAAUAAGAUGCUACCUCUCGUCAAAGAAGAAGUCAAACGCUGUGCUGAGCUCGCGAAUAAAAGUUCCCAAGACCCUUCCCUAUCGCCUCAGGAAAAGAAACAAAACAAGGCAAGACAGGACUACGGACCAUACCUAACAUUAGUUGAUCCCGAAAAAAUGUGCGUUAUUACAAUUCUGGAAUUACUAAAAUUGAACUCCACCGGUGGUGUGAUCGAAGGAAUGAGAACUGCUAGGGCCGUGAUUUCUGUCGGCAAAGCCAUUGAAAUGGAAUUUCGGGCAGAGCUUUUACUAAAAAACGAAUCGCAUGUGUUUAAAGACGUUAACAAAAAGUCUCAUGAGUUUAAAGUUCUUGUGCAGCGCGCGAGAAAUACUUUUAGGUCCAUGAAAAUCGAAGAGUCUAAGAUUCUUUGGCCACAGGAAGCUCGUGCUAAGAUUGGCUCGAUAUUAAUCUCCAUGCUCAUCCACGUCGCAAGAGUUAGAGUUGAAGGUGUUGAUCCUCUUACCAAGGAAAAGAUUCAAGGCGAAGCCCCGGCAUUUUCUCAUGGCUAUCAGUACCAUAAUGGCUCAAAGCUGGGCGUUCUUAAAAUCCAUAGAUCCCUCGUACACCAACUAAAUGGCGAGCGUUUAGUUGCAGCGGUGCAGCCUCAACUUCUUCCCAUGCUUGUCAAACCUAGACCUUGGAAGAGUUGGAACUCUGGAGGUUAUUAUUACACACAAUCAACGCUGAUAAGGUCAAAGGACUCCCCUGAGCAGGUGGCAUACCUCAAAGCGGUCUCCGAGGCUGGUGCUAUUGAUAACGUUUACGGUGGCUUGAAUGUUCUGGGAGAAACUCCUUGGACGGUGAAUAGGAAAAUGUUCAACAUUAUGUCUCAUGUUUGGAAUUCAGGAGAGCCUUUCUUGGAUAUUCCAGGCAAUCAAAAUAAGCUUGUUUUAACACCGCAACCACCCAGAGAUGCGGACCCAACUGUUCACAGACAAUGGAGGUUGAAAAAUAAGGCUCUUGCGAAUGAAUUUUCCAGUAACAGAUCGGCCCGCUGUGACGCUAAUUAUAAACUUGAGAUAGCGAGAGCUUUUCUUGGCGAAAAAUUCUAUUUUCCACAUAACUUAGACUUCAGAGGGCGUGCUUAUCCCCUAUCGCCUCAUUUCAAUCAUUUGGGCAAUGAUAUGAGUAGGGGGUUGAUGAUUUUCUGGAAUGGGAAACGGCUUGGCCCGACCGGUCUAAAAUGGUUGAAAGUUCAUCUUUCAAACCUUUUCGGUUUCGAUAAGGCAUCUCUUGAAGAGCGUAUAGCUUUUACCGAAAGCCAUGUGAAUGAUGUCAUGGAUUCAGCGGAGUCUCCCUUAAAUGGCAAGGGCUGGUGGAAAGAGGCUGAGAAACCAUGGCAAGCUUUGGCUACAUGUAUCGAGUUACGUGAAGCUCUGAAAAUGGAAAAUCCAGAGGAUUUCAUUUCUCAUGUCCCAGUUCAUCAGGAUGGCACUUGUAAUGGUCUGCAACAUUAUGCCGCUCUUGGUGGUGAUGUUGAAGGUGCCACGCAAGUUAACCUCAUGCCCAGUGACAGGCCUCAAGAUGUAUACUCGCAUGUCGCCAAGCUUGUGGUCGCAAGAUUGGAAAAGGUCGCGGCUAAAGGCGAUGAAACAGCUGCUAUUCUAAAGGACAAGAUCAAAAGAAAGGUUGUAAAGCAAACUGUCAUGACCAACGUCUAUGGUGUAACCUAUAUUGGCGCUACUCAUCAAAUUGAAAAGCAGCUAUCCAAUGUCUUUGAUGACCACAAACUUUCAUACGAGCUAUCAAAGUAUUUGACGAAACACGUAUUUGCAUCCGUCAGAGAACUGUUUGAAGGUGCUCAUUUGAUACAAGACUGGCUAGGAGAGUGUGCAAAAAGAAUCUCUAAGUCUAUUAGACUCGAUAUCGACGAAAAAUCCUUCAAAAACGGUAACAAGCCUGACUUUAUGUCGUCAGUCAUUUGGACCACUCCCCUUGGUCUUCCAAUUGUCCAGCCUUAUCGUGAGAACGGCAAGAAACAGGUCGCGACCAAUCUUCAAACAGUUUUUAUUAGUGAUCCCUUUGCCGUCAACCCAAUCAACGCCAGGAGACAAAAAGCCGGCUUCCCACCUAACUUCAUUCACUCUCUAGAUGCAUCCCACAUGUUGUUGUCAGCGUUGAAAUGUGGAGAACACGGAUUAGACUUUGCGGCGGUUCACGACUCUUAUUGGACUCAUGCUAGUGACAUCGAUACAAUGAACGUCCUUCUGAGAGAGCAAUUCAUCAAAUUACAUGAAGUGGACUUAAUCGAGCAAUUGAAAAACGAAUUCGACGAACGUUACAAGAACUAUUUACAAAUUUUGAAGAUCGACAAAAAGGCUAACGUAGCUGUCAAAGUAGUGGAGCUAAGAAAGGAGCUGUCUCAGAAGCUCGGUCGGCAGUUUACUCUUGCUGACGAAAUAUACUUGGAAAAGAAACGCAGACAGUUGAUGGAGUCUGAAGAUCCCGCUGAAAGGGCACAAGGAGAAGCUAUGACAACAACCGUAUCAAUAAUCGGUGAAGUUGAUGAUAUUGCGCCCUUGGAGAAAUCAAGCGAUUCGAGUUGCAUAAUGGUUCUGGCACCGUUAACAUUACCUCCAAUACCACCAAAGGGAGAUUUUGAUGUCAAAGAAUUGGAGAAUAGCAAAUACUUUUUCUCUUGA